AGCAGGGUCUGUACUGAGCCAUGAACAGCUCCUCCAGCCUACAGCUCCCCAAUCGACAGGACCAGGACGAGGACGAGGAAGAUGAGGAGGAGGAGGAGGAGGAGGCCUACGGCGCCAGGCUCAUCCCUCGCUCGUCCCCUGUCCCCCGCAAGCGCUCGUUCUCUGGCGAGGAGCUGGGCGAGGUGCCCCCGGGCCGCAAGGUGUCCUUCGCUGACGCCCGGGGCUUGGAGUUGGCGCGGGUCUGCGUGUUCGAGCAGUUCCCCGUGUGGGACGAGGAGGAGGGGGAUGCCAGCCCCCGGCCGGGCUUUCGGCUGUGCCCGGCCUUCGCCCAGGGGCUCUCGGCGCAGCAGCUGCUCGACCGGGUGAGGCGGCACAAGGUGGAGCUGGAGAGCGUGCGCGGGGCGACGGACGACCCGCUCUCGGUGGACUGCCUGGCCCGCGUCCUCAACCUCGCCUACCAGAAGUCGGUGCAGGCCCGCUGCACGUUAGACGAGUGGCGCAGCCACUACCAGCAGCCGGCCGAGUACGUGCCGGGAGCCGCCGACGGCGCCAGCGACUGUUUCGCCUUCCGCCUCUCCUACCCCUGUGCCAGCGCCCGCGAGGGGGCCCGGCUCCACUUCGUGCUGCGCUACGAGACGCCCGGAGGGGUCUACUGGGCCAAUAACGGAGGGGCCAACUACACCCUGGUGUGUCGGGCCACGGGGGACCCAGUGGGGGAGUCUGCGCCCUCCCAGAGCCCGGGCAUCCCCCUCAGGAGCUGCCUCAAGGUCACGCCGCACAGGUAAGGGCACUCAGGCCAUCCC
Molecule: messenger RNA, 803 nt
Organism: Chiloscyllium plagiosum (whitespotted bambooshark)
Lineage: Eukaryota; Metazoa; Chordata; Chondrichthyes; Orectolobiformes; Hemiscylliidae
Source: RefSeq, a predicted model, not a curated record